AUGGAGCAGCUAGAGAAGAUUAAUUUUCGCUGCAAACCGACUUUCCGAGAAGGAGGUUCCAGAUCUCCAAGAGAAAACUUUGUCCGACACCACUGGGUGCACAGGCGGAGGCAGGAGGGGAAAUGUAAGCAGUGUGGAAAGGGCUUUCAGCAGAAAUUCUCCUUCCAUAGUAAAGAGAUUGUGGCCAUCAGUUGUUCCUGGUGCAAGCUGGCGUUUCAUAAUAAAGUCACCUGUUUCAUGCUACAUCAUAUUGAGGAGCCAUGUUCCCUUGGGGCUCACGCUGCUGUCAUUGUGCCUCCCACCUGGAUCAUUAAGGUGAAGAAACCUCAGGUGGUCUCCAUACCAGGAGACGAGCCUGAUUGGGCAGGAGACUGGAGCCCCGAAGGGGAAACGGGCGUCUCCUACCCCUAUUGGGAGGGUUGGCAGAACUCAUUAAAGACUUCAACACGGCGAAAGAAGAGAACGUCUUUCAAAAGAAAAGCCAGCAAAAGAGGCAAUGAAGAUAACAAAGGUCGGCCAUUUGUGAUAAAGCCUAUCUCCUCUCCACUCAUGAAGCCGCUGCUGGUUUUUGUCAAUCCAAAAAGUGGAGGGAAUCAGGGCACCAAGGUUCUCCAAAUGUUUAUGUGGUAUUUGAAUCCACGACAGGUCUUUGAUCUCUCUCAGGAAGGGCCAAGAGAUGCGCUGGAGCUGUACAGAAAAGUGCCAAACCUGCGGAUCCUGGCCUGCGGCGGGGACGGGACGGUGGGCUGGAUCCUUUCCAUCCUCGAUGAGCUGCAACUCAGCCCCCCGCCUCCUGUGGCCGUCCUUCCGCUUGGCACUGGGAAUGACCUUGCCCGCACCCUCAACUGGGGUGGGGGUUACACAGAUGAGCCAGUGUCCAAGAUCCUGUGCCAUGUAGAAGAUGGGACCAUUGUCCAGCUGGACCGCUGGAAUCUCCAGGUUGAGCGCAACCCUGAUUUGCCACAGGAUGAGCUGGAGGAUGGGGCACGUAAGCUUCCACUCAGUGUCUUCAAUAAUUACUUCAGCCUUGGAUUUGAUGCACAUGUUACACUGGAGUUCCAUGAAUCUAGAGAAGCAAAUCCAGAGAAAUUCAACAGCCGAUUUAGAAAUAAAAUGUUUUAUGCAGGGGCAGCCUUUACAGACUUUCUGCAAAGAAGCUCAAGAGAUUUAUCCAAGCAUGUUAAAGUUGUGUGUGAUGGUACAGACCUGACUCCAAAGAUCCAGGAGCUGAAGUUCCAGUGUAUAGUGUUUUUAAACAUACCCAGGUAUUGUGCUGGCACAAUGCCCUGGGGAAACCCUGGAGAUCACAGAGACUUUGAGCCUCAGCGCCAUGAUGAUGGCUACAUUGAAGUCAUUGGGUUCACCAUGGCCUCACUGGCUGCUCUCCAGGUGGGUGGUCAUGGAGAGAGGUUGCAUCAGUGCCGUGAGGUGACACUUUUAACGUACAAGUCUAUUCCCAUGCAAGUGGAUGGCGAACCAUGUCGAUUGGCUCCCUCACUCAUUCGAAUCUCCUUAAGGAACCAAGCCAACAUGGUGCAGAAGAGCAAGAGGAGAACAUCCAUGCCUUUGCUGAAUGAUCCUCAUUCCAUCCCAGAUCGCCUGCGGAUCAGAGUGAACAGGAUUAAUUUACAAGAAUAUGAGGGGCUACAUUACGACAAGGAAAAACUCCGGGAAGCUUCCAUUCCCCUGGGAAUUAUAGUGGUACGAGGAGAUUGUGACUUGGAGACCUGUCGUAUGUACAUUGACCGUCUACAAGAGGACCUACAGGCAGUAACUUCUACUACACAGAGAGUUCAUUACCAGGACCAGGAAAGCUCUUUCCCCAGAGUACUUUCUGUUCAGAGGCUCUCUCCUAGAUGGUGCUUCCUAGACGCAACUUCUGCUGAUCGUUUUUACCGCAUUGACAGAUCUCAGGAACAUUUGCACUUUGUGACGGAAAUUUCGCAGGACGAGAUUUUUAUUCUGGACCCAGAGCUGGUAAUGUCACAGCAGGUGGGGACGCCACCAGGAAAGGCCUCUGGAAUAUCAGAUCGGUGGAACCCUGCGGUUCGAAAGAGGAUGCUGAGCGACAGCGGCCUCGGCAAGAUUUCCCCACACUACGAGGUACCUGACAAACAAAAGGACGCCAGCCAGACACAUAUGCUGCAGUCACCAGUCUCUUCAGAAGACCAAGCACUUUUACAGGCAGUCAUAGCUGGUGAUCUGCUGAAGUUCAUAGAAUGCUGUAAAAAAGGAGCCAACUUGUUAAUCCAAGGACCUGAUCACUGCUCCUUGUUGCACCAUGCUGCCAAGACUGGGCAUGGCGAGAUUGUGAAAUACAUCCUGGAGCAUGGUCCAUCUGAAUUACUGGACAUGACAGACAGUGAAACGGGUGAGACAGCCCUACAUAAGGCAGCCUGCCAGCGCCACCGUGCCAUCUGCCAGCUCCUGGUGGAUGCGGGAGCCUCUCUGAGAAAGACGGACUCCAAGGGUAAGACCCCUCGUGACAGGGCUCAGCAAGCUGGUGACCCAGAUCUGGCCUCCUACCUGGAGAGUCGACAAAACUACCAAAUGGUUUCCCAUGAGGAUCUGGAGACAGCAGUCUGAUGUCUGAAAACAUUGAAGAGGAUCCUUGGAAAUCACAAGGCUGCACCUGAGGCACUCGGGCAUCAUGUGAGGAAGAAGCUGAUGGAAUCAACGUGUCUCUCACUCUCGUGGAAAAUACCUGAGGACAUGCCACCAGUUUCUAAGGGCUACUGAGUCUUGCCACGGAACGGUUAGGUUCCAUAAGUUAGCCCAUGAUGGAUGAGGCGGGACACUCAAAGGUCUGUGGAAUCCAUGGGCCAGGAAAUUUACCUUUAUUGCUUCCAGCAAGUAGCAUGAACUUCUCCCAUGUUCAUCUGUACAAUUUAUUUAAAAAAAAAAAGGAAAGAGAAAAGAGGGUGUGGGGGAACCAAUCUAACUGGGACAUUAAAACACCCAACCAGGCCUUCCUCUAUCCCUACAGUUUCCUGCAUUCCUUUUACUCUCCCAUUCCCCUCACUUCUUAUCAGUUAAAUAGUACCUGUUAU
Fulmarus glacialis (Northern fulmar) is the source of this 3050-nucleotide messenger RNA. RefSeq names its product diacylglycerol kinase, iota (gene DGKI). The record is from RefSeq and is a predicted model, not a curated record. NCBI's taxonomy places the organism in Eukaryota, Metazoa, Chordata, Aves, Procellariiformes, Procellariidae. Gene Ontology annotation, cellular component: nucleus. Gene Ontology annotation, molecular function: ATP-dependent diacylglycerol kinase activity; protein binding. The transcript has 31 exons. Gene Ontology annotation, biological process: intracellular signal transduction; diacylglycerol metabolic process; regulation of synaptic transmission, glutamatergic. The coding region runs from base 1 to 2586 and encodes 861 amino acids.